UUCUUUUUUUUUUUUGAAAAACUAGAACAACCAGAGGAUAACCAUGCUUUAUAGUUUCAAGACCUGUGGUGAUAAGUUCUGAGGAAAUGAGGGUGGAUUAUUGGGAAUAUCAAUUGUAAAGUCAACUACUUUCAAUAUUUCCACAUCGCCUAUAGUGGCAAUACAGAUUCAUCAAGAUUUCAAGAUACACCCAAACUCUUGCACCAAAAUCUUUUCUCUAAUAUAAACCCAUUUCUAAAACCAUUGUCCGAUUGUCAUAUAUAUUCAGAUGAAGAAAAUAAGAAGGUAAGAAGACAUACUAUGAUACUAUGAUGAUGUGAACAAUCCAAAGCAUGAUUAGUUCCAUCAGGGCAAUAGUAAGUAAACUGAAACUCAUCUUUAAGAAGUCAUACUGAUUAACUCUUUUACUCUCUUUGACCCUCUUUUUCAGUGUUAGAAUGUUUUAACUUCUCAAUACAUUAUUGGAAAUUAGGUUAUUAAUUGGGGAUUAGGAUCAUUAAAUUAAUGGGUCCAGCUAGGUAUUUCCAUUUGCUAUUUCAGACACUUUUAUUAACGGAGAAUGCAUCAUUUGAUGGCUGAGUAUUUUCGUGCAUAUUUUUUAAUUAUUUAAGAUUAUUUUUGGGAAUAAUAAAGUAGGAGUCAUUAUUAUAAGCCUUUGAAUAAUUAUAGGGUAUAUUUGAUGGUUAACCCUAAAAAAAAAAUUUUCAAUAGCCAAUCCAAAAGUGACCCUUCCCUUCCCUUAGUUUUAUAUUUUCAAGUCCAGGGAUUGAGUGAAGAAUUGCUAUAUGAAUUGCGAAAAGCUCAGCAAUCCAAGCAUGGAUAAGAAGAAGAAGCGGAAGCACACAGGGAAAAAAGCAAAGGAGGAAUGUACCAUGGAGAAGAAGAAGAAGAAUCACAAGAGCAAGAACAUUCUCGAGAUCCUCCCUCUUGAGCUGAUUCACAGAAUCCUACUGCGGGUGCCGAUCAGGCAUCUCGCUCGCCUCAGGUGCGUUUCUAAGCUCUGGUGCUCGCUAAUUUCUGAUCCUGACUUUGCAGAAUUUCAUUUUCACCACUCUCCCGCUUCCACCAACGCAUGCUUCCUCAUAAAAUACCCCACUAAGGCGCAAUUCGUUUACUUAGACGACAAUGAUGCAUCACAAAAAGAGAUGUGUCCCCCUUUCAAAAAGAAACCACCUUCUGAUUUUGCGGUCUUGGGAUCCUGCCGAGGCUUUAUUCUCUUGUAUCGACACCCACAUUUUCUUGUGGUAUGGAACCCACUCACUGGAUUCAGCAAAAGAAUAUCCUAUUCUCAUCUUUCUCCUAGUCAUAAGUACCGUGGCAUUAAGCUUCCCUACUGUGCGCGUCUGCUUGGAUUUGGUUAUGAUGCAUCCCAGGAUGAUUACUUACUUCUUGUAACUUGGUGCCAUUGCGACAGGCAAUAUCAUUUGGAUUGCUUGUCCUUGAGAACCAAUUCAUGGAUUAAUCUUAAUGCUGCCCUCUCCAAUCCUUUCCUUGUUUUGGACAGCUAUUCUUGUGGGGUGUUCUUGAAUGGUGCUAUUCAUUGGCUGUCUUUCCCUCUUACAGCUUACAAGGAUGCUAUUCUUAUCUUUGAUACGAAGGAAAGGACUUUCUCAAUGAUGUCUGCUCCAGAACAACUGGUAAUGAGUUUAUGCCUCUUUUCAGGUCUCGCCCUACUAGGAGGCUGCCUAGCCUUGUAUUAUCACAAUCAUGGUAGCUGUAACACUGACAUAUGGGUGAUGAAAGAAUAUAAAGUGCACUCAUCUUGGAAUCUCUAUCAGAUCCCUUGCAAGGACUUUCAGCCAUUGCUCUUAUCCAGUAAUGGUGAUAUUAUUGGAAGAGGUUGUACUUCCUAUGAUAAAGUAGGGUACUUCAUAUAUAAUGUUAGAGAAGACCUGCUCUAUCGUUUUAGAAAUCUUUGUUGUCCGAGUCCCAUGAGUGAAACUGCUACUGUAUAUACAGAGUCUCUCUUGCCAUUCCCUAGUGACGUUGAGGAUAAGAAGAAGGAAAUCGGCCAUCAAAAUCAGAAUGAUGUCAAACAAGGAAAGAGAAUUAGGAGAGAAUGACUGCACAACAGAGACACUUAAUUCUGUUGUAAACAAAGUGUAGGAUUCUAUUUUAUUUUCCCUUUGCUUUAAAGUAUGAUUUCCCUUCCAACAAUGAAGGUGAAAAACUGGAACAUUUGAAAGUGCAAAUAGAGCUUCCUCUAGUUGAAUCCAAUUUGUUGUUACUUUGUGAUUAAUGUACAAGUACUAAGCAAGAUGCAUUAUGUAUCGUGUUGCAUUUAGAUGUGACUUUUGACUAUCCGUGGUGAAACUUGAUUUUUCAAAUACCUGAGGAAUUAUUAAUCACUGCCUUGCUUUCUAUAGUCCUGUCGU
Molecule: messenger RNA, 2375 nt
Organism: Arachis stenosperma
Lineage: Eukaryota; Viridiplantae; Streptophyta; Magnoliopsida; Fabales; Fabaceae
Product: F-box/kelch-repeat protein At3g23880-like
Exons: 2
Coding region: 786-2063 (425 amino acids)
Molecular function (GO): protein binding
Source: RefSeq, a predicted model, not a curated record